GGGUAUUAGCAAGCAGAAGGCUAACAUGACCUUGUCACAUUGGGAAUGGUGGAGGUUUCUUGGCUCUGGAACUCUCUUCUCUGGAGGAAGAAAAAGCUCUGAGUCUUGGAGUCCCCUAUUCAGCAUCAGCAGUAAGGGCAGAAUUGUGGCAUGGCUAUGAAGUUUAUCCUUAUCUUCGUUCUCUUGGCUGGUGGAUUUUCCUCUAAUGACAAAGAUGAACAGAAGGAAGAUCCUGCCCCCUACCUGGUCUACUUCAGGUCCGAUAUGAACCCCUGUGUGGGAGUCCUCAUUCAUCAACAAUGGGUGUUGGCAGCUACUCACUGCUACUUACCAAACCUCAUAUUGGUGCUGGGGAAUUCCAAGAUCGGAUCGAAGGAUAAAACUGAGCAGAUUUUUAAGCCAAUAGAAGUUAUUCGCUACUGGAACGAAAGUGAUGAAUACCAAGAGCAUGAUAUCAUGCUGCUCAAGCUGCACCGGCCUGUAACCCUCAACCCCAAGGUCCAGCCCAUAGACCUGCCCACUCGAAACUUCCCAGAGGGUACUGAGUGCACAAUCUCUGGCUUGGACUGGAGCAUGGACAAUCUCGGCAACCACCCAGACCUGAGGCAGAACAUAAAAGCACCUCUGAUCUCUGAAAAGGAGUGCAAGAAAACCAGGCAAGGAAGAAUCAUCAAGCACGGGAUAUGUGUCAAGUUUUCAAAGUUAUUUGAGAGACUCUUUGUGGAGCUUGCCGUUGCUACUGUCAUAUGCCAAGACACAAUUCAAGGGAUAGAAGUGGGGCAUUUCCUAGGAGACAAUAUUGGUGUCUACACCAAUAUUUACUACUAUGUCCCUUGGAUACAGAACAUCAUGUCUACAAGAUGAAUUCUGUCUCUCUGCUCCCUCUGAUAUAAGAUGUUGUGAGGGAAAUUUUUUUAAAAGCCACCACAAAGACAGGAUGGUAUUAAAAGGUCUACU
Messenger RNA from Trichosurus vulpecula (common brushtail), 957 nucleotides. Its product is annotated as probable inactive serine protease 37. Gene Ontology annotation, molecular function: serine-type endopeptidase activity. Bases 151 to 864 code for a protein of 237 amino acids. The record is from RefSeq and is a predicted model, not a curated record. The transcript has 6 exons. Gene Ontology annotation, biological process: positive regulation of acrosome reaction; proteolysis. Gene Ontology annotation, cellular component: acrosomal vesicle. NCBI's taxonomy places the organism in Eukaryota, Metazoa, Chordata, Mammalia, Diprotodontia, Phalangeridae.